Coregonus sp. 'balchen' is the source of this 11276-nucleotide messenger RNA. NCBI's taxonomy places the organism in Eukaryota, Metazoa, Chordata, Actinopteri, Salmoniformes, Salmonidae. The record is from the annotation of a GenBank genome assembly.
UGUGACCCAACACGGAAGACCACUCUGCAACUGUACGAAGUAAAGUAUAUUGAAGGUCUCGAUAAACAACUUUAUUCAUUCGUUUAACUCAAAUAAUACACUUCUAAUCAGCAACAGUAGCGUUGCAUAUCUGUAUUUUGGCGUUUUGAAUGUUCUUGAAAACCUGCCAUCUCAUAUCUGUCAACAACGUUUUUACAAGCGUGUUCGGUGCUGCUGUCAUGACAAAAAGACGGUGCGACUACAAGUGAAUUGAGGAGAGAUUCGGAGAUACCAACUAGAAAAGGCAAGUAGGCUACCCGGUCGGUACUCAAUCUUGUUGGCUACUCAAUAUAUAUCAGUGUUGUUUGUUAUUAUGUUUGAACCAGCAGCAGGCUUGCUAACUUACUAUAUCAUUCGUUAUAUCAUCGAAUUAUGUGCUUUUCCAGCUCGUUUCAGUCCUAUCGAUUCGUCCUUGUGGGUUGUUUGAGUUGGCGAAGGACAUCGUAGCAGUCCCUCGUCGCUGCCCCGGUUGAAUGCCACGGGGCUGUGCCAUCAUAGAGACGGCAGUUUGCAAUGCCAGUUCCAGUUAUGGCAGAGUCGGUGGACCACCAGAAACGCUUCCAGGCCGCGGUCGACGUCAUUCAAAACCUUCCCAAAAAUGGUGGGCGACUACAGGGACGUAUCCUAAAUCUAUUUAAUAGCUGUGAUAUCAUAUAACAGAAUUGGCAGUGUAUAGGCAUAUAAUUAGUUGUGAUGUUUUGUAGACAAAGCUCCAUUGAGUGCUUAGCUGAAAGCUCAUUAGGCCUAUUAGAUUCCAUGUUGAUUGCCCAACCAGUGAUUUUAUUGAUCAGCUACUGCUACUCUUUUACACAAGGCUUAUCAACAUGUAGGUCAAACAAACGUGUAAUAGACACUGAAUAACAACUGAAUAACUCUUGCAGGUUCCUACCGGCCCUCCUAUGAAGUGAUGCUGCGGUUCUACUGCCUGUACAAGCAGGCGGUGUGCGGACCCUGCACAGUGCCCCGACCAGGCUUCUGGGACCCAGUAGGUCGCUAUAAAUGGUGAGUGUGUGUCUGUGCGCCUGUGCUCAAGUGGAUAUGAGAGGCUGUACGUGUGUCUGUGCGGGUGAAUGUACAUAUUUAGUAGGUAAUAAUGUAGGAGUGUAAUCUGAUCCAAGAUCUGUGGUUAGGGACAAAUUCUACCUCGAGCCAAACUAGUUGAGCCAGGUAAGAGUGUUUCAGUUGGCAGGCGCCUCCACACCGGGCGUGGUUUCGGCUCAUAAACGUCUGGACUGGCACUACAACAGCUGACAGCUGACACAAUCACUUACUAUUCACUGUUACUUCUCAAGGGCAUGUGUGCUGCUGUUGUACAGCAUGGAGUUAUUGUCCCUCUAACAGGGUGAUUGUUCCUUACCAAACUAACACCUCACUCGCAGACCAUUGGGUGGUGCACUUUUUUCAAAUGAUAUACUAACAGUGAUACGAAGCUGAUAGAGAGAGAUGUUAGCUAGAGAACACUGUUUUGGUGUCGCUCUGUCUCCAUAGGGAUGCCUGGAGCCGACUAGGGGAGAUGAGCAGUGAGAGUGCCAUGGCGGCCUACGUUGAUGAGAUGAAGAAAGUGGCACAAGAGGUACUGCUGAGUCGUCCUACUCCUUCAUGCACAUCCAAAUAAACAUAUGUGCUUCUCUACCUUUUUUAUACCAGGAACAGCUAACAUUAAAAGUAGCGCUCUAGAACUGUCUAAAUCAGUGCCCGCUAACCGUCUCAGGGACUUGUCAGCAACAUACCAGGGCCAGUGUUGGUCCGUUGGCCAGAAGUUGAGAAACACUAUAGCAUACAUCAUAUUGUAUGUGUUUAGACUAAAGGUAGACAGCGUUUUGACGUUGCCACGGGCAACACCGCAGAUAUUGAGAUGAGCAAUGCAAGACUGUGAUCUCACACUGUCGCACAGAGUAUCUGCGCAUGUGCAUAGGUGCGCUUCACGCUGCUACAACAUUGUAGCUAGGGGACCAAAACUGCGAAGAAGUUUAGCCCCGCGCUUCAACACUCUUAGUUGUUGCAGAAAUCGGCACGAUAUUGCUGUUUACCGCGUGCAUUGGUGAGUCUACUUUUGAAUAUAAACAUGCAUAGCACCACCACCCUGUAUCUUCUUGUGGGGAUGGGAAUAAAAGCCUUGGGCCAUAAUCACAAAGCAUCUCAAAGUAGGUUUGUUGAUCUAGGAUCAUGUCCCCCCCUGUCAAUGUAAUUUUAUUCAUUAUGAUCUAUCUAAAAGAGAACAUGUAUCCUAGUUGAGCACUCCUGCCAGACCUGAGAUGUGAAUACUGACCCUGUUGUUUAGUUAAUCAAUUCCUCCUGCAUACUGUGCAUCAUAUAACAAUGAAUUGUUAUCCUAUAGCGGAUACAUGCUUUCACAUAAAGAGCCACUAUUGAAACAGCAAAUGUCUCCUGUGUAGGUUAUUGACACAAUGCCCAUCAAUGAGAAGACUGCAUCACUGUUCCACCACUUUGAGCCCCUCUACGUGGUCAUCCACGACAUGCCCCGGCCACCAGAUACUCUGCUGGACCUAAGAGAAGGUCAGUGGACUACUGGUCUUUAGACCACCAUCUGAAUUGUUGGUGUUGAAAGAAACAUUCUCUGCAUGUUAUCUGAGCAUCAGUCAUAUAAGGUUACAAAAUGCUCGGAUGGACUUUGAAUUAGUGUGGGUGUGUGUCCGUGUGCGUGUUUAUGUGCACUAUUGGUGCGGAUGUGUGUGUGUCUUAACGUGUGUGUGCGUGCGUGUGUAGACGUUAAGGGCAUUGACAAGGCAGCCAGUCCAGUGGAAGUUGAACAAGAGAGGGAGACCCAAGAAGAACCUGUCCCAGAUAAGGACCCUGCACUAGAAGAAGAGCCUGCCCUGGAGCAGGUGCCUGUCCCAGGAGUAGAACCCGUCACAGAGGAGGUACCUACCCUGGAAAAGGUGGCCCUCGCAGAGAAGGUGCCUGUCCCAGAAGAGGUGCCCAGUCAGACACAACAACAACCAGUCACUUCCACCAGUGAACCUCAGGGUAAGAGUCAUGAUCACCUCUCUCUGUUUCACGAGACUAAAUCCUGCCAAGCUGGAGGGUAGCUACAAUAUGUGCACACCCAGGCAAGAAAAUACUGUCACUCCAUAGAACCCAUACCAUAUGGAUGGACGGAUGGAUAGACUAAUGGAUAUUUUCCCACUUGUAGCUAACUUUAUGCAUUUUCUAUUCAACACAACUGACUUUCUCCUAACUAUACUGUUGAUAUGUCUCAUGUUUACACAUGGCCAAAUGUACAAGGCUUCCUCUUUCCAGAGCUUGUUCCUGAGCUUGUUCCGUCUGAGGCCAUGGGGUCGUCUGAGGUGUUGUUGUUGACCAGCGACUCAGAGAGUGAGAUCUUCGUUGACUCUGUGGACUCUGUGGAAAAGCUGGACAAUAUUAAGGUACUGUAGGGCCUGAAAUAAUGGGACUUUACAAGAAUGAGAGUUUAAUCUAAGUUGUUGUUCUCUGGGUCCUUUGUAAGUGGAUCCAAAUAAAGGACUGUAUUCUGUGUGUGUGUGUGUGUGUGUGUUUGUUUAUACACAGGUUGUUUUAGUCCCCAAGUCAAAGUCAAACGGCCUCCAUAACGGCUAUGCUUACUCAGAGCCCUCCUCAGUCCAAGCCAAUCACACAGAGACGGUCUGCCAGGCAACGCAGGUGGGGGCAGGGCAAGGUGGAGAGGGGGCGGGGGAUGGAGGGGGACCGCCCAUGAGGAGGAGUCGGGAUGCAGGAAGAGACGGGAUGAGGGACCACGGAUGGAGAGAACGUGAGUUAAAGGCUCUUUCUCUCAUUUUCCUAAAAUAUCUGUCCUCUCGUUGCCUUCUCUCCUUCAUUGCACUGAUCUAAAAAAGAGCUGAACAGGUGAAAGCCAGCUUAAUAGUGAGUAUCCACCAUAUUGUUUUCAUUUUUCAAGUAUCUUUCAAUCAGUGCAGAUGAAGGGGAGGAAAGAGUGUAGCUCAGUUGGUAGAGCAUGACGCUUGCAACGCGAGGGUUGUGGGUUCGAUUCUCACAGGGGGCCAGUAUGAAAAUGUAUGCACUCACUAACUGUAGGUCGCUCUGGAUAAGAGUGUCUGCUAAAUGACUAAAAUGUAAAAUAGAAUUCUAUGUAAUUGUGUCCAGAGAGUGUGAAUUUAUUUAACUAGGCAAGUCAGUUAAGAACAAAUUCUUAUUUACAAUGACGGCCUACACCGGCCAAACCCGGACGACGCUGGGCCAAUUGUGCGCCGCCCUAUGGGACUCCCAAUCACGGCCGGUUGUGAUACAGCCUGGAAUCGAACCAGGGGGUCUGUAAUGACGCCUCAAGGACUGAGAUGCAGUGCCUUAGACCGCUGCGCCACUCGUGUGUGUGUGUGUGUUUGCAAGUAUUCCUGUUGUGUGUGUGACGUGCAUGUGGUCUAUAUGCCAAUUACACAUACACAUCUAACCUACGUGUCUCCCUGCCUAGGUGGUGUUCCCCAGGGCAGCCCCAGGAGGGCGGGGAGAGAGGCCCUGGGGGCAGGGGGAGGGGCUGGCCGAGGGGGAGGAGACGGCUCAGAGGGAGGGGCUGAGAGGCUGCAGGACAUCCAAGUGCAGCAGCAGAUCCUGCUGGCCCUACGGAGGCUCAGGGAGGACAUGCGGAGCGUCAUGGAGAGACUGGAGGCAGUGGAGAGACUAGCCGCAACACAGGUACAGUUGAAGUCGGAAGUUUACAUACACCUUAGCCAAAUAAAUGUAAACUCAGUUUUUCACAAUUCCUGACAUUUAAUCCUAGUAAAAAUUCCCUGUUUUAGGUCAGUUAGGAUCACCACUAUAUUUUAAGAAUGUAAAAUGUCAGAAUAAUAGUAGAGAGAAUGAUUUAUUUAAGCUUUUAUUUAUUUCAUCACAUUCCCAGUGGGUCAGAAGUUUACAUACACUCAAUUAGUAUUUGGUAGCAUUGCCUUUAAAUUGUUUAACUUGGGUCAAACGUUUUGGGUAGCCUUCCACAAGCUUCCAACAAUAAGUUGGGUGAAUUUUGGCCCAUUCCUCCUGACAGAGCUGGUGUAACUGAGUCAGGUUUGUAGGCCUCCUUGCUCGCACAUGCUUUUUCAGUUCUGCCCACACAUUUUCUAUAGGAUUGAGGUCAGGGCUUUGUGAUGGCCACUCCAAUACCUUGACUUUGUUGUCCUUAAGCCAUUUUGCCACAACUUUGGAAGUAUGCUUAGGGUCAUUGUCCAUUUGGAAGACCCAAGCUUUAACUUCCUGACUGAUGUCUUGAUGUUGCUUCAAUAUAUCCACAUAAUUUUCCUUCCUCAUGAUGCCAUCUAUUUUGUGAAGUGCACCAGUCCCUCCUGCAGCAAAGCACCCCCACAGCAUGAUGCUGCCACCCCCAUGCUUCACGGUUGGGAUGGUGUUCUUCAGCUUGCAAGCGUCCCCCAUUUUUCCUCCAAACAUAACGAUGGUCAUUAUGGCCAAACAGUUCUAUUUUUGUUUCAUCAGACCAGAGGACAUUUCUCCAAAAAGUACGAUCUUUGUCCCCAUGUGCAGUUGCAAACCGUAGUCUGGCUGUUUUGGAGCAGUGGCUUCUUCCUUGCUGAGCGGCCUUUCAGGUUAUGUCAAUAUAGGACUCGUUUUACUGUGGAUAUAGAUACAUUUGUACCUGCUUCCUCCAGCAUCUUCAUAAGGACCAAAGUACGUUCAUCUCUAGGAGACAGAACGCGUCUCCUUCCUGAGCGGUAUGACGGCUGCGUGGUCCCAUGGUGUUUAUACUUACAUUUACAUUUUAGUCAUUUAGCAGACGCUCUUAUCCAGAGCGACUUACAGUUAGUGAAUACAUUUUUUUUUUUUAUACUGGCCCCCCGUGGGAAUCAAACCCACAACCCUGGCAUUGCAAACGCCAUGCUCUAUCAACUGAGCUACAUCCCUGCCGGCCAUUCCCUCCCCUACCCUGGACGACACUGGGCCAAUUGUGCGCUGCCCAUGACUGCAUACUAUUGUUUGUACAGAUGAACGCGGUACCUUCAAGCAUUUGGAAAUUGCUCCCAAGGAUGAAGCAGACUUGUGGAGGUCUACAAUUGUUUUUCUGAGGUCUUGGCUGAUUUAUUUUGAUUUUCCCAUGAUGUCAAGCAAAGAGGCACUGAGUUUGAAGGUAGGCCUUGAAAUACAUCCACAGGUACACCUCCAAUUGACUCAAAUGAUGUCAAUUAGCCUAUCAGAAGCUUCUAAAGCCAUGACAUCAUUUUCUGGAAUUUUCCAAGCUGUUUAAAGGCACAGUCAACUUAGUGUAUGUAAACUUCUGACCCACUGGAAUUGUGAUACAGUGAAUUAUAAGUGAAAUAAUCUGUCUGUAAACAAUUGUUGGAAAAAUUACUUGUGUCAUGCACAAAGUAGAUGUCCUAACCAACUUGCCAAAACUAUAGUUUGUUAACAAGAAAUUUGUGGAGUGGUUGAAAAACGAGUUUUAAUGACUCCAACCUAAGUGUAUGUAAACUUCCGACUUCAACUGUAGGUAGGAUUUGAUGUAUCCAUAGAGUUGGAUAGAGAGCAUGGAGAUUAAAAAUUGUAGUCAUUUAGCAGACGCUCUUAUCCAGGGUGACUUACAGUUAGUGCAUUCGUCUUAAAGAGGAAUCGAAACACUCACCUAAAUUCACAAUUUCUUGCAAUUAUUAUUCAUAGUAAGGCAUAAAGAUUCAUGAAAGAAAUCAUUUUAACUAUAGAGGUUUAAUACAAUGUACUUCUUAAUGGACCUAAACUGGCUAAUAAUUUAGAUGUCUUUUUUCUUGGUCCUGUGCAUUUCUAAAUCAAACAAAAACACGUGUGAACACCCCCAAAAAUAUUCUUAUUAUUUUAGAAGCAAUAGUGAAUAGUGCAAGGGUGCCAAUAUAUUAGAGCGCAACUAUAGCCUAGCUGUCACGAUCGUUGAGAGACAGAUUAGACCAAGGCGCAGCGUGGAAUGCAUACAUGUUUAUUAAAACAAUAAACACUGACAAAACAACAAAAGGCAACGAAACGUGACGUCGGAAGGCUAUACACAAACAAGCCAAACACACCGAAACACAAACAAGAUCCCACAACCCAGGCAGGAAAACUGGCUGCCUAAAGUAUGAUCCCCAAUCAGAGACAACGAGCGACAGCUGCCUCUGAUUGGGAACCACACCUGUCCAAACAUAGAAAUACAAAACAUAGAGUUUCACACCCUGACCAAACUACCUAGAGAAUAACAGUCUCUCUCCAGGUCAGGGCGUGACUCUAGCUUUUCCUGGGACUUCACAAGAGUAGAGGAUGAGCUAAAAGGCAAGUGGAGGUGCGUAAUUGCGCAGGACAACAGUGAAGACUAGAGAUCACGUACCUAUACUGAACAAAAAUAUAAACGCAUCAUGCAACAAUUUCAAAGGUUUUACUGAGUUACAGUUCAUAUAAGGAAAUCAGUCAAUUGAAAUGAAUUCAUUAGGCCCUAAUCUAUGGAUUUCACAUGACUGAGAAUACAGAUAUGCAUCUGUUGGUCACAGAUACCUUAAGAAAAAAAGUAGGGGCGUGUAUCAGAAAACCAGUCAGUAUCUUUUUAGGACCACCAUUUGCCUCAUGCAGCGCAACACAUCUCCUUCGCAUAUAGUUGAUCAGGCUGUUUAUUGUGGCCUGUGGAAUGUUUUCCCACUCCUCUUCAAUGGCUGUGCGAAGUUUCUGGAUAUUGGCGGGAACUGGAACACGCUGUCGUACACGGUAUCUCUGUGCAUAAAAAAUGGCAUAGAUAAAAUGCAAUUGUGUCCGUAGCUUGUGCUUGCCCAUACCAUAACCCCACCGCCACCAUGGGGCACUCUGUUCACAACGUUGACAACAGCAAACCGCUCACCCACACAACGCCAUACACGUGGUCUGCGGAUGUGAGGCCGGUUGGAUGUACUGCCAAAUUCUCUAAAACGACGUUGGAGGCAGCUUAUUGUAGAGAAAUGUAAAUGUUAUUCUCUGGCAACAGCUCUGGUGGACAUUCCUGCAGUCAGCAUGCCAAUUGCACACUCCCUCAAAACUUGAGACAUCUGUGGCAUUGUGUUCUGUGACAAAACUGCACAAUUUAGAGUAGCCUUUUAUUGUCCCCAACAGACAAGGUACUACUGUGUAAUGAUAUUGCUGUUUAAUCAGCUUCUUGAUAUGCCACACCUGUCAGGUUGAUGGAUUAUCUUGGCAAAAGAGAAAUGCUCAGUGUAGUUAGAAGCUCAUUCUUAACCUUCAUUUGUUGGCUAAAUAUUAUUAUUGCGUGUCAUUUCUAUUUUCCAGGUGGUUGUCAAUUUCAUCUUCAUCACACUAUAUCGCACUAGCCGUACUGCUCUCACCUUCAUACUAUCCCCCCCUUCAAACUCUCCCCAGCAAUUUAUUUGAUAUUAUGCCUUUGCAUUAUCCUACACAGACAAUGUUAUUUCUGAUAUUUUGCUAGGUCUUUUUAAAACAGUAUACAGGCUAGCUGGACCUACUGCAGCGAAUUUGUCAUUUGAGAUGACGGGUGCACUGUGGGUUUCGCCGGCAUGCAAAAAUCUUCCCAUUAGCCUACGUUUUUUAGGGGAAAUAAAAUUAUCCUACACUAGACCUACAACACAAUUCAAUGAAGAAUGUUAGCAUUGUUUUCCAGAGAGUACAAAACUGUAAACUUACUGUAGACUAUUUGAAUAACCGCUUAAAAGCUCUGCGUUUUGAAUGCAUGUUUGUUCCAAAAUAUAGCCUAAUGCAUCUACCCAUAGCCUAUAGGCCUGGCCUGUAUAGGCAACCCUUCGCAUCGGCUAUGGGUCUAGGCUACUCUUUACAAUUUACAAGGUGCAGAUAGGCACAUUCGCAGGCUAGUCAUAUGGUGUAUUUUGUCAGGAUGUAUUAGCGUUAGCCGUCGGAAAUAUGGGCUUCUCCUGAUAUACUGAGAAUGCGCUGCCUGUCGUGGAUCAUCAUUCUCCCAAGUUGUCCUAUAAAUGUGGCCACCAAUAUGCUUGAAGAGAUGGAGACCUGCACACUGUUGAAAAAGGGGAAUACAUCCAAAACUGAGGCUUAAAUGCAAAAAUAGAGAUGUUUUAUUGGGACCAAUUUGCUCACAGGCGCGUUCGCUGCCUCCUCUCCAAGAUAUGGAGUCCCUCCAUCCACAGGCAAGAUGUUAGUAACUAGCUACUUCUCAUACUGUAGCUACUGUACUUCGAUAAUAAAAGUGACUUUGUUUAUUUAUAAUUUUAACAAGACUUGAACAAGCUAUACUGCACAUUGGACAUCAAGAGUUCAAUGCAAAUAUAUCUUGCAUUUCAUAGUAAUUUUGCUUAAUAUUGAGAUGAGAGAGCUGUCACUCCCUACAGUAAAAGCAAUCAGAAAUCAACGUUCCAAAUUGUUCUAUCCAACCGAUGCCGCUAGCGUCGUUACCAUGGCAAUUGUAAUGGCGGAACGCAGUCCGAAAUUAGCAUUUGAUCAAAAUAUUCAAAGUAGAAAUUUGUAUAUGACAAACAUGCAGGUCACAUAGGAUUUGUAUUGAUUGUUUUAUUUGACCUACCUUGUAAAAUGUUUCCAUUCCCCUUUUAAGGUAGCUAGGUAAGACAACCACAUAUCACAGUUACUAACCAAGUUUUCAUCCACAGUUUUUAUAUGAGUAAAGUCAUACCGUAUAAAAAAAAUCAUGACAGCUGUUUCGGUACAAUUUUAUAAAUGCCGACAGAUAAUUUGUUUGUUCGUUAUGGUGGGAUUAUUUUGUGGCUGUAAAAAUGUAUUAUGCGAGAAAUGGCGGUAGAAACUGCUUUUAUGCGCUAAUAUUGAUAUAAUAACCAUCAUACUGAAGUAAACUUGGAGUCACACAAUGAUAUGGUGUGUGGUCCUCCCACUACGACUCGGGAAAGCAUGCAGUUUAUUAGGCUACAGAUGAAAAAAGUUAUGAUGAACUUCACAGUGUGGUGAAAGUGCACGGUAAUGAGCAUGAUGCUCGAUUCCAAUAAAUAUUGAGGGUCUUAUUCUGGUGACAUGAUGAUCGAUACUUGACUGCCAUUUGACAAAUAAAAAAUAUUCUCGCUCUUAUCCAUAAUAAUCUCAUCAUGUAGACUAGCCUAUCUGCACAGCCUACCCGCACUGUAUCUGCCAGCUGUUGGCUGGAGCGCACGUGCCAAGACUAGGGUAGGCACAUUUGCUAUUUAACGCAACAGUUUUUGUGACAAAACUCGGUAGAGUUGAAAAUGCGAUGGAAACAAAUUGAUUUAGAGAUUUUUAUUCGACUAAUGAAUUUAAGCAAAAAAGUAAUUUUUGUGUGCACUACGUCAUCACGCACUGAUUUUUAUCUGCAACAAGUCAGUUAGGUGGAAACAAACCACUAGUGGGAAAAUGUGCAUAUUUUAUUUAUGCGGAUUUUAUAAUAUUUACAUAAAUCUUCCGCCAAUUGGAUGGAAACCUAGCUAUUGUAAAAACUUUUCCUAAAAAAUUAGCAAAGUCAAUGCUAGUAAGAGAAGACUAGUGCAAGAAAGGCAAGUACAACGGUAGGGUGUUAGUUAUUAUAUUUAUUUUUAUACCCUCAAUGGCUCUGCCCAUGCUGUCACAAGAGGCCAUUAGAAAGAAAUGAGCUCUCUAGUACAUCUCUAUGGGUGUAUCUUUCUGUAAUGAGCGGUGAAGUUGAGCGGGAAAGCAUCUACUGGCGGCCACCUUGGCAUUUUCUCUCUUAUAGGUUCUAGACCUUAGUCAAAUACAUACUGUAUGUUGAAUACCUUCAUAUAUUUAAAAGUAUUGGAGUAUUUUCUCUUCUCUACUCACCAAUGUAUCCCAUCACCAGGCCCAGAAUUCAGACUGGAGACCAUGUCUUCGGUGUGCUGCCUCAGCCGCCCAGUCAGAGGUAAGGGUGUGGAGGUGUCCGAAAAUGCAAUGUGCAUCUAUUUAUCUGUCUUAUUAGCUUUUGGCAAGAUGCUCAUUGUGGUUUGUACAGUUCCAGUAGCGUGGUCACAAACUCAGGUCAGAGAGCUACUGUAAAGGGUGUGCAGGGUUUUUUCCCAGUCCCAGCACUAACACACUUGGUUCAAAUAAUCAAGACAGUCAUAAGUGGGAUUGGGCAUGUUAGUGCUUGGCUGGAACAAAAGCCUGCACAUCCUCUACAGCAGUUAUAAAUUCAUUCCUGUUAGAAUAUUGUACGUUUUAAGGUUUGUCACCCUAAAUGUCCUAUAUGUUCUUCUCAGGAGGAGAGUUGGUGGCCGUUCCCUGAAGUAUCAGGACGGGCGAUGCUGCUUCUGCUGCUGUGGCCCCUGGUGGCUCAGGGUCUAGUGUUUCUACUGCGGAGGGGCCAAAAGAAGGCCCGUAUCUCUACUUGA